AUGCCCACACCAUUUCCCGAGGCCGCUCGUGAGCGCGACCUGCAUCGAUAUUAUAGGCCCUGGUUGGACGCGAAGAGCCUCGUCGAUGCUGAUGGCAGCGGAAAAAAGGGCUUGACGUACGAGGGCUACCGUCCAGAGGCUGGCCGCGACAGGAGCCUGACGGCCUUUGCGCAGCUUGCGACGCUUCGUUUGAACGCCAGGCGGGCCAUGGUGUCGCUCAUCGACUCGAACCGCCAGUACAUUCUAGCCGAGGCCACACGCACCCUUUCCCUCUUCACGCCAACGGCCGAAAACCCAGAGGACGAGGUCUGGCUGGGAAACGCCAUUUUGAACAAGACGGACGCCGUCUGCUACCACACUUUCUCGUCCACGUAUACGGCCAAGGAAGCCGAUGGCGGCACCUACACGGCGGAAGCCAUGGUCAUUCCCGACUGUCGCCUGGACCCUCGCUUCGCUGACAAGGACUACGUCAAGGGCGAGCCCGGCGUUCGAUUCUACGCUGGUGUGCCCAUUGUCACCAAAGCAGGCCACCGCAUCGGCGUCUAUGCCAUUUCUGAUGAGCACCCGCGCGAGGGCAUUAGCGCUGCUGAAUUGCGCUUCAUGGCCGACGUGGCAGCCGCCGUCAUGGAGCACCUCGAGCUGGCCAAGGACAGCCUUGACCGUAGCAAAGGAGAACGUAUGGUCCGUGGCCUGACGCAGUUCAUUCAGCGUUCUUCUGUCCAAGAUUCGCGUGACGAUGCCGGCAACAGGCCCUCGACCAUGGACAAGCAGACCGAGAAUGCCCGUCUCCAGACCUUGGAUGAGGAGGAAGAAUUGCCUUCCACCGUGAUCCAAGCGGCCAAGAAGCAGGCACAGCGUAAACCUGAUCAUCAGUCGGACGUCACGCGCGUAUUUCAACGAGCAGCUCGCAUCAUGCGGCAGAGCACUGAGGCAGAUGGUGUAGUCUUUUUCGACACAUCGGCUGCCAGUAUUGAAGUCCAUCUCCAUGAAGCCAGCCGACAUGUAGGGAGCAGCGAUGAGAGCGGAACACAUAACACCUCGGACAUUGAUACCGGUGAUUCCAUGGCGACCUCGCGCAGGAAGCGUCAAGAGGAGAUCAUAGCAGAUCGAGCAACGGAUAAUCCGCUGCUCAACGCAAAACCUUGUCCGGUGGCAGGGCUGUCAUUGCGAGAAGGCAUCGCCGCACUAGUUCAUACAGAUUUUGCUUUUACGGAAUCUGCCAUGGAAAGAUAUAUCCAGAAAUAUCCUUUUGGCAAGUUCUUCAACUACAGCGAUGAAGGAAUUGGCAUCAACAGUUCAGAUGAAAUAUCCGAGAAAUCCGAAACUGACCAGUCUGACCGCAACAUGCCCGCAUCGCCCACGGGCGCCAAGUCGUCGUCAGCGGCCAAGAAGUCUAGGAAAAGGCGUGAAAGGUUUAUUCCUAUGGAAUUCCUCCAAGUGCUGCCCAACGUGCGGACUCUCAUCUUUCUACCAGUAUGGGAUCCUGCCUCUGAACGGUGGGUAGCGGGGGGCUUCAUUUGGACUACUCAAGCGGGAAGGCUCAUGAGCCCCGAGAAUGAGCUGCCAUAUCUGCAAGCCUUCGGAAACAGCAUAGCAAGUGAGAUUGCACGUCUUAGUGCGCAAAGGGCCGACCGCGCCAAAACCACAUUCAUUGCAUCUAUUUCUCAUGAAUUGCGUUCGCCGCUGCAUGGCAUUCUCGGCUCAGUCGAGUUCCUCCGCGAUACGGUAGCAAACGCUUAUCAAGAAUCACUGGUCUCCUCUAUAGAAACAUGUGGAAAGACGCUUCUCGAUACGAUUGAUCAUGUUCUCGACUACGCCAAGAUCAACAAAUUGCGCGACGCAACUUCAAAGAAGAAGCAAAGGGGCGAAGGGCGAUCGAAGAGACUUCCAGCCGACAACUCUAUCCUGGGAGUCACUGCUGAUUUCGAUGUGGCGCAACUCGUAGAAGAAGUCUGCGACACGGUCUGCACUGGGCACACCUUCCGGAAAACUAGUAAUAUCAGCAGAUCUGCAAUUUACGAUCAAGCAGAGAGUGCCAUGGCAAACGGCGCGAGAACUCCCGGAAGCGAUGGCAUUCUUCUCGAGGGCCGAGACACUCAUGGCUCGGUCGCUGUGUCUCUGAUUGUUGAACCACGGGCCAGUUGGAUAGUACGCUCACAACCUGGCGCUCUCCGACGCAUUGUGAUGAAUCUACUUGGCAAUGCGCUCAAGUAUACCGAUUCUGGCUACAUUGCGAUAGAUAUGGUUCAGGCCAACAGUUCGCCUCAUUCGGUCAAGCUCUCUCUGAGUGUACAAGACUCUGGCCGAGGCAUGUCGGUCGAUUAUCAGAAAUCGAAACUGUUUUCGCCUUUCAGCCAAGAAGACCCCUUCAGUUCUGGUACUGGCUUGGGACUAAGUAUUGUCAAGCAGAUCGUGGAGUCACUUAAGGGAGAGAUUGAAGUUCGCAGUGCCAUUGGCGAGGGUACUACCAUCAAGGUAUCGGUGCAGCUGCCAACUGGGCAAAGCGAAACUAUCCAGAAUCCGGAUCUUCUUGCUUGUCCCAAAGUCUUGAAGGGAACGCGUGUCAGCAUCAUCUGUGAGUCGGAUACACGGUCGAUUGCACGAGGGCUGAAGACCAAGGCCUCCAUGGUGAAUGCUUGCAGGGGGCUUGGAAUGGACAUUACCAAAGACGCUGGCGCCGACACAUGCAUCUCCGACGUGGAAUUUCUGCUCACGGACUCGCCGUCCCUCGAUCAGUUGAUACACAAGGCGGGUGCAAGCAGAGUCAACAAAGCGCCGCUAUCCGUUGUCUGCAUCUGCACAGAUACAGGAGAGAGGACGAAUGUGGAGUCACGACUAGGCCGACAAAUUGAAGCACUGGGUUGGGUAGCAGAGAUAGUCACGCAACCCUGCGGUCCCCGUAAGCUAGCCCGCGCCCUUCUCCAAUGCCAGAAGCGCGCCUCCACCCACCACACUGAACGCCCGAUUUCCCGCUCCUUGAGCACCGCAAUCGUGCAACAACUCCAAACGCUCGCACCACCUGGUAGCCACAUAUCCCGCAGCCUCAGCGACGCCUUUUCCCAAGACGUAUCUAAAAUGUACACCAUGAACUCCACCAUGGAUUCCCCACCCACCUCCCACGCGUUCCCUUCCACCAUAACACCCACAUCCCCCAUCCGCACCGAGACGGGCGAAUACUUCUCCCCACGCGUCCUUCUCGUCGACGACAACGCUAUCAAUCUUAAGCUGCUCGUCGUCUUUGCCAAACGACAAAAUUUACGCUACGCCGAAGCCACCAACGGCCUCGAAGCCCUGGAAAUUUACAAAUCAGAAGCCCUCUCCACCACGCCUCCCACACGACCGUUUGACUUUGUGCUCAUGGAUCUGAGUAUGCCGGUCAUGGAUGGGUUGACGAGUACGCGGCAGAUUCGGCAGUUUGAGGUCAAAAGUGGGUUGCAGAAAUCGCACAUUGUGGCGCUUACGGGGCUAGCAAGUGCGCAAGAUCAGAGGGAUGCACAGGAGGCGGGUGUGGAUAUGUAUCUUGUUAAGCCGGUCAAGUUUGCGGAUAUCAAGAGGAUUUUCGGGGGGAAGUAG
Molecule: messenger RNA, 3573 nt
Organism: Plenodomus lingam JN3
Lineage: Eukaryota; Fungi; Ascomycota; Dothideomycetes; Pleosporales; Leptosphaeriaceae
Biological process (GO): phosphorelay signal transduction system; phosphorylation
Molecular function (GO): phosphorelay sensor kinase activity; protein binding
Source: RefSeq, a predicted model, not a curated record